Molecule: messenger RNA, 1476 nt
Organism: Thyridium curvatum
Lineage: Eukaryota; Fungi; Ascomycota; Sordariomycetes; Thyridiales; Thyridiaceae
Exons: 3
Coding region: 1-1476 (491 amino acids)
Biological process (GO): transmembrane transport
Cellular component (GO): membrane
Molecular function (GO): transmembrane transporter activity
Source: RefSeq, a predicted model, not a curated record
AUGGCCGAGAAGAUGGACGUUCACGACAUCAAAGAGACGCCAGACGUUGAGUCGCCGCGAGCCAACAUGUCCGCGUCUGACCUCGAGAUCGACCACCAGGCCGAGAAGAAGCUGGUCCGCAAGCUCGACACCUGGCUUGCGCCGCUCAUGGUUCUGUUCUUCCUGGUCGCCUAUCUCGACCGAAGCAACAUCGGUAACGCUGCUAUUGCUGGCAUGACCGAGGAUCUGCAUCUGGAUUCGGGCAAGCUCAAUGUUGCCGUCACUGUCUUCUAUGUCACCUACAUCGCCUUCGAAAUCCCUGCCUCUCUGGUCCUCAAGAAGGCCCGCCCCAGUCGCCUGAUUCCCUUCUUCAUCCUUGCCUGGAGCGCCACUGUUGUUGGCUCCGCCUUUGUGCAGAACUAUGCCGGUCUGCUCGCCACCCGUCUCCUGCUCGGUGCUUUUGAGUCUGGUCUCUUCCCAUGCCUGACUCUCUACCUGAGCACCUUCUACAAGCCCUCAGAGCAGGCUCGCCGCGUUUCCUACCUCUUCGUUGCCGCCGCUCUGUCUGGUGCCUUCGGCGGCCUGCUCGCCUAUGGCCUGACUAGUCUCCACGGCGCCAAGGGUCUCGCUGGCUGGCGCUGGCUCUUCCUCGUCGAGGGUGUCAUCUCCAUCGUCGUUGGUAUUCUGGCCCUCUUCCUCCUCCCCGACAACUUCGAGGUCGCUUGGUGGCUCAAGGAGGACGACAAGGCCCUGAUGCGUGUCCGCGCCGAGCAGGUCAAGAUUUACGCGGGAGAGUCCGAGGUCUUUGACAAGCACGAGGUCAAGCUGGCCUUCAAGGACCCCAAAGUUUGGCUCUCCUCCAUCUGCCAGUUCUGCGCCAACACCUGUUCCUUUGGUUUCGGCACUUUCCUGCCUCUCAUUAUCAAAGGUUUUGGUUACAGCAGCCUUAAAUCUCAGGCUCUGACAGCGCCGAUAUAUUUUUGGGCUUCUUUCAUCUAUCUGGUGGUUUCAUACUUCUCUGACCGCCUCAAUAGGCGUGCUGUCUUCAUGGUGCCAGCUGCCCUGAUCACGGUUGUUGGGUAUGCAAUGAUGCUGGGGCUGAACAUGAAGUCAACUGGCCCCCUCUACCUUGCUACUUUCUUCACUGCUACUGGUAUUUACAUUGUUGUCGGCCUCAAUGUCACCUGGGUUAGCAACAGCAAUGCUGGUUAUUUCAAGCGUGCCACGGCUAUCGGUCUCCAGCAGACCAUUGGCAACAGCUCUGGUAUUAUGGCUGGUCAGAUUUACAGAUUUGUUGCUCCUGAUGGCCGUUACCUGGUCGGUGGUGCGGUCUCGAUGUCCACCAUGUUUGUCGGUGGCUGCGGCUAUGCUUUGAUGUGGUAUCUCCUGCGCCGUAUCAACAAGCAGCGUGAUGCCAUGAGCAUUGAAGAGAGGGAAAGGCUGAUUCAGCAGGGAGCCAAGGGUGACCGCCACCCCGACUUCCGCUACACUUUGUAG